Trachemys scripta elegans is the source of this 2870-nucleotide messenger RNA. RefSeq names its product zinc finger protein 697-like. NCBI's taxonomy places the organism in Eukaryota, Metazoa, Chordata, Testudines, Emydidae. The record is from RefSeq and is a predicted model, not a curated record. Bases 1270 to 2205 code for a protein of 311 amino acids. The transcript is spliced from 2 exons. Gene Ontology annotation, biological process: regulation of transcription by RNA polymerase II. Gene Ontology annotation, molecular function: DNA-binding transcription factor activity, RNA polymerase II-specific; RNA polymerase II cis-regulatory region sequence-specific DNA binding.
GACCAGUGAACCGCCCGCAGGCGCGCUGCCGAAAGCCGCCUGCCUGCCGUGCUUGGGGCGGCAAAAAACAUAGAGCCGCCCUUGGUUCUCCUGACCCCUAAUGUGUAUGUAACUGUUCAGGUCUUGCCAACUUGUGCAAAUGUAUUGUGAGUAAUGAAUGGGAUUGUGAUUGAAGCCUCUAAUGUAGAAUCUUUUGAUUAAAAAAAAACAAUUAAAGUUGCGGUCCUGUUGUUCUAGGUGCUGUAUACUAAUAAGAGGCAGUCUCUGCCUCAGAGAGCUCAUAAUCUAGCGGUGCUAUAUUCUCUACUAAUGCAGAUCUCCUCCCAGUAGAAGGGUUGGGUAGCUUUAAUAUUGAGGGGCAGUGCAUUGCAGCAAACACUCAGGGUGGCCAGUUCAUGUGAAAUUUCUAUGACUCUUAUAACUUCACUUCAUCUUAGCAGCCACUUGCAAACUUGCUAGCAGCUGCCUUUCAGCUCAGUAUUUCUGACUAUGGCCUCUACAGGCCUCUGUUGGCAACCAAGCAGGUGGCUUUGGAGCGCAGGUUCCUCUGUGAGACACCCUGGCUCCCUGAAGAGCUUCUACCGUGUUCCUUGCUUUGUACGCAGUGAGGGAGUUGCCAGCCGGCCGGGCAGAAGCAGCAGCUCCCUUGCAGUUUAAUGUAAUGACAGGGAGGGUGGGAUGGAAAAGUGAAAGCAAUGGGGAUGUAUAGAGAUAGAGGAGAGUGACCUUUACUUCCCUCCACCGGCACGAGAGGUGCUCUGUGCUGACCUCUGCUGCGAAACUGUGUGAGGGACAGGGGCCUUAGGAGGAGCGGGACAGGGGAAAAGGUGCCAGCACCCAGAUCAAGGUGUAUAUGGCAGGUAAUUAGGGAGAGAUCCCCAGGGGAUUCUUAAGGUGAGCAUAGGAGGAUGCUGGGGAGAGUGCCCCUCCUGUCUGUCAGGAGGAAGAGGAGGGUAUUUCCGUGUGUGUGUUUCAUGUACAUAUCAGGGUGGUCUUUCUGUACUGAAAUAUAAAAUCAGAAGACAGACUGAAAAUUAAAUAUGACAUACCCUACUUCGUUAGUGCCCCUGAGGGUUCAGUCAUACUUGGGAAUGCUUGAUGGGGGACACGUAAUGAUUUUUAAGUUAGUCUCAUGAGUUUUUGUUUGUGUUCUUGUUGUGCCCCUUUGGGGGUUGUUAAUAGGAAAUACUCGAUGGCGAUGUAACGAGGUGUGAUACUGACUGUUUUAAUGGCCAUGAGCAGGGUCCUUAAGCCUGCCAUCAUCUCUGGAUGGAACGAGAGGAAGAGCUGUGUGCUCCAGUUCUCCAGGACUCCGAGAAAAGGGAGAUCCUCUUUGGGGCCUCCACAGGAGACAGUGAGAGUGUGAAUGAGAAUGAGGAGAAGAACCCCCAGGAAGAUAGUCCUGAGAAUGUGGAACAGUAUGGGACGAUAUCAGAGGGGUUUGAAGAGAAUGUCUUCCAGAGCCCUGAUGAGGAGGAGGCCUAUGAGGGCCAGUACAUGUCAGAAACACAGCAGGGAGACCUUCCUGGUAAGAUACUGGGUAACUCCGUUCAUCCAGAAAGAGAUUUGGAGGCUCUCCAAGGUAUCAUCAUCCACCAGAGAAUUCCUAUAGGGGAGCGACCCUAUGUAUAUACUGAAUGUGGGGAGGGCUUCAGUCAGAGCUCGAACCUUACACAGCAUGAGAUAACACAGACAGGAGAGAAACCUCAUAAAUGUACUGAAUGUAACAAAAGUUUCAGCUGGCGCUCAGACCUAAUUAAACACCAGAGAACCCACACAGGCGAGAAACCCUACAUAUGUAGUGAAUGUGGGGAAAACUUUAGUGUGAGCUCUCACCUUUUCACUCACAAGAGAACCCACACAGGAGAGAGACCCUUCCAUUGUAACGAAUGUGGGAAAAGCUUCAGCCGGAACUCUCACCUUAUUAACCACCAAAGAAUCCACACCGGAGAGAAGCCCUUUGAAUGUGCUCAGUGUGAGAAGAGCUUCAGUGAUUUCUCAACACUUACCCAGCACCAGAGAACCCACACAGGUGAGAAACCCUACGUAUGUGUUGAAUGUGGGAAAAGCUUCAUCCAGAGCUCACACCUCGUCAGGCACCGGAGAAUCCACACAGGAGAGAAACCCUAUAAAUGUGCUGAGUGUGGGAAAAGCUUUCGAUACAAGAGUCACCUUGCCCAACACCAUAAACUCCACAUGGAGUAGAAAGCACAGCCAUGAGAGCCCCUGUCCUGCUCACAGAAACUGAUGCAUAAAUUAUUAUUAUAUGGUGUGAUGACAUCGAGAAGGAACUACAAAGGGAGGGGGCACAUUCUUUGUGCAAGUAGAUUGUUCUAGGAUGGAUGGGGGGUGCUGAGUGUUGGAAAUGAGUUUGAUGUUGAUAGGAAUCAAUCAUUUGCGUAUCGGGGGGAACAAGGAGAGAGAGGCAGCUGGGGGAGUUGAUCAUUUGGGGUUCAGAGGGCUGGGAGGUGGGAGGAAUUAGGGCACUGAGGGAAUUUGGUGCUAAGGAACAUUGUUUGAAGUACAGCAAAAUAGAGGGACGAGGGGAAAUAUAUAUCUCAUUGUCUUAUUAAGAAGUCAAAAAUGAUAAAUUAGGCUCCAAGACAGAUACCUGGCUCAUAAGAUGUCAGAGCCAAUGUCCUGGGAAAUGCCUCACUUACUGAACUGAGGAAGACAAAGUGCCCUUUGUUCUCUCUGGCACUGGCUCCAGCAAUGGUUUCCUCAUUUUAGAUUUUAUUUAUUUGUAGCUGCUAUUUUAGGAGCUCAGUUAAAUCUGGGCAAAAAUGUCCCAGUUUUCUGGUACAUGUUAUAAUAUCUAGUUUUCUGUUGUGUUGUGUCUCCGCCUCUGAAAUAAAACUUUUUUUUUUUUU